GUAGACCUAUCGUUCCACUCCAACACAUUACAAAAACAUCUUCACUAAAACAAUAAUAAUUAUACCAAUCUUUCUCUUCUCUUCUCUUCUUCCAUAUAAUUCUUCUUCUACAUUAUCUCUCAUCAUCAUCAUCAUCAAUCCUCUGUUUCUUUAUUUAUACAAAGUUUGAAAGAAAAUGAGUUUGUUAUCAACAAAAGCUUCAUGCAAUACUCACGGCCAAGAUUCUUCCUACUUCUUAGGAUGGGAAGAGUACGAGAAAAACCCUUAUGAUGAAAUUCGAAACCCAAAGGGAAUUAUCCAGAUGGGUCUUGCAGAAAAUCAGCUUUCAUUCGACCUUCAUGAAUCAUGGCUAGCAAAUAACCCAGAAGCAGCUGGGCUAAAGAGAGGUGGUCAAUCAAUUUUCAGAGAACUUGCUCUGUUCCAAGAUUAUCAUGGUCUCCCAGAAUUUAAAAAAGCAAUGGUUGAAUUCAUGUCUGAAAUUAGAGGAAACAAAGUAACGUUUGACACAAACAAUCUAGUCCUAACCGCUGGUGCAACCUCGGCUAACGAGACACUCAUGUUCUGUCUGGCUGAACAAGGCGAUGCCUUCCUUCUCCCAACUCCAUACUACCCUGGAUUUGAUAGGGAUCUUAAAUGGAGAACCGGAGUUGAGAUAGUACCUAUUCAUUGCACAAGCUCAAAUGGCUUCCAAAUCACUGAAGAUGCUUUAGAAAAAGCGUACCAAGAUGGUCAAAGUCGUAAUUUAAGGGUCAAAGGUGUUUUAAUUACCAACCCAUCUAAUCCCUUAGGCACCACAACAACGCUAAAAGAGAUGAACCUUCUCCUUAACUUCAUUGAAGAGAAACAAAUUCACCUCAUUAGUGACGAAAUCUAUUCAGGAACCGUUUUUAACAACCCUGGCUUCGUAAGCGUGAUGGAAGUUCUCAACAACAGAUCAUCAAAAAACGACAUACUUAGCCAACGAGUUCAUGUCGUUUAUAGCUUAUCCAAAGAUCUGGGUCUCCCAGGAUUUCGCAUUGGAGCAAUUUACUCCAACGACAAAAUGGUCGUAGCUGCAGCCACAAAAAUGUCCAGCUUCGGUUUGAUCUCUUCACAGACACAAUAUUUGCUUUCGGCUAUGUUGUCAGACAAAAAAUUCACAAAAACUUACAUUUCAGAAAACCAAAAGAGACUCAAGAAACGACAUGAAAAGAUUGUCGUUGGUCUUGAGAAGAUUGGUAUAAGUUGUUUAAAAAGUAAUGCUGGGUUGUUUUGUUGGGUUGACAUGAGACAUCUUCUCAAGUCAAACACAUUCGAAGCUGAAAUAGAUCUUUGGAAGAAGAUUGUUUACGAUGUGAAACUCAAUAUCUCUCCUGGCUCCUCUUGUCAUUGUACUGAGCCAGGUUGGUUCCGAGUUUGUUUUGCCAACAUGUCCGAGGAAACAUUGGAUCUCUCAUUGCAAAGGUUGAAAGCUUUUGUCAGUGAGUUCAAUCUCAUUAAACAACAGUACUCAUCACUUAAUUCAUCAUCAAUUAUCAAAAACUCGAGAAGAAAGUCGAUCACCAAGUGGGUUUUCCGGCUAUCAUUCGACGGUACCGAACGGGAACCUGAACAACGAUAGCCUGGUAUGGAUCGUAUAUCAUCAAUUAUUACAACACUACAUAACACCCCAAUAAUUGAUCAUAUCAUCCCACCACUUGAUGAUAAGGAGGACGAGGAUGAUCGAUCCAUCACAUGAUUAUUAAUUAUUAUUUUUUAUAUAUUACUAUAUAUUAUUUGUUAUUAUUAUUAUUUACUAUAUAUAUAUUCUUUCUUUAGUUUUUUUGCCAACAAAAAAGAAAAAUUACAUUGGUUCAUAUGGUGUGGUGAGUUAAUCCCCCUAUUUAUUUCUUCUUUUGUAAGUUUAAUUACCAAAAUCAUUAUUAUUAGAUAUAUUGUAGUGCACUCUAUCCUCCAUGUGGAUUAGAAGUGAAUUUAGAAAUCAAUAUUAUUAUUAUUCUGUGUAAAAGUUUGAGUAAUUAAUAAUAUAUAUACACUAUUC
Molecule: messenger RNA, 2020 nt
Organism: Cannabis sativa
Lineage: Eukaryota; Viridiplantae; Streptophyta; Magnoliopsida; Rosales; Cannabaceae
Product: 1-aminocyclopropane-1-carboxylate synthase 3
Exons: 3
Coding region: 176-1600 (474 amino acids)
Biological process (GO): biosynthetic process; amino acid metabolic process
Molecular function (GO): pyridoxal phosphate binding; transaminase activity; 1-aminocyclopropane-1-carboxylate synthase activity
Source: RefSeq, a predicted model, not a curated record